AGGUGGCCCAGGGGAGGCGGCAUCUCGGCGGCGAGCAGUCGGCGGCUGCCCGUGGUGGCAGGACCGGGUCCCGGGUUCGAGCCGGAUCCCCGGGAGAGGGUGAGUGUGGCGGAGGCCGCGGGAGGGUGCCCUCCCGGAAGUCACCUGGAAGGAUGCGGCCGCGGGCGGCGCAGGAAUGGCCGCGCGCUGCAGGAGGUGGAUAGGAGCGCCCGCUGCCUCCGGACCGGUCGAUGCCCGCCUUCGAGGGAGAGACCUUUAUAUGCCCAUCUUCCAAAUGAGGAAACAGGCUCAGAGAGAGCAGCUGAUUCCUGGGGAAUCCGACAUUAUGCUAUGACAACAUUCUCCUCUUCCCACCACCGUUGGUCUUAAAUCAGUCAGAUCAUUGGAAUCGCGGACAGCCCCUCCCUGGAGGCCUAUAUCAAGGUCUGUGCUGAACAUAGGAACAUGCAGAAUUGUGGUGAAUCGGCACGACCAUCUUUUGAUGGCAACGGUCUCAGCAUCUCCAUUCUCCAGAUGGGGAAACUGAGGCCCGGGAGUAGCUAAGUGACUUGCUGGACACAGGGAACGUCCAGAUUCACCCCCCAGCCAAGCCAGCUGUCAAGAGCAUGCCUCUGUGCCAUGGGGGGGCCACCGCCGGGACCAGCAAGCCCGAUGGGGACGAAACUCAGCUCACAGCCAUCACAGGAGGCCUGAAGGUGUUCCUGCACUGGGCUGGCCCUGGCAGCAGGGAGCCCUGGGUUACUUUCAGCGAGGCCACACUGACCGCAGAGGAGGUCUGCAUUCACAUCGCACACAAAGUCGGCAUCACUCCACCCUGUUUCAAUCUCUUUGCCCUCUUUGAUGCCCAGGCCCAGGUCUGGCUGCCCCCAAACCACAUUUUUGAGGUCUCCAGAGACACAAACUUGACGCUGCACUUCCGCAUGAGGUUUUAUUUCCGCAACUGGCAUGGCACAAAUCCUCAGGAGCCAGCUGUGUACCGCUGCAGGCCCCCAGGGGCCGAGGCUUCGUCAGAACAGGCAGAGCAGGGGGUGCAACUCCUGGACCCAGCCUCCUUUGAGUACCUCUUUGAGCAGGGCAAGCACGAGUUUGUGAAUGAUGUGGCAUCGCUGUGGGAGCUGUCGAGUGAGGAGGAGAUCCACCACUUUAAGAACGAGAGCCUGGGCAUGGCCUUUCUGCACCUCUGUCACCUGGCUCUCUGCCGCGGUGUUCCCCUGGAGAAGGUGGCCAAGAAGACCAGCUUCAAGGACUGUAUCCCGCGCUCUUUCCGGCAACAGAUCCAGCAGUACAAUGCGUUCACACGGCUACGCCUGCGGAUCAUCUUCCGCAAGUUCCUGCACGCCUUCCAGCCGGACAGCCUUUCCCAGCACAUAGUCAUGGUCAAGUACCUGGCCACACUCGAGCGGCUGGCACCCCGCUUCGGCACGGAGCGUGUGCCUGUGUGCCACCUGGAGCUGCUAGCCCAGGCCGAGGGGGAGCCCUGCUAUAUCCAGGACAGUGCACAGGCCCCUGGAGAUCCCAAGCCCAAGUCUGCGGUCGAACCGCCCACCCACGAGGUGCUGGUGACCGGCAAUGGCGGCAUCCAGUGGCGGCCAAUACAGACAGAGGUGCUGGGUUUCCAGGGUCCCGGUGGUGGUGACGGUGGCAGCAGCAGGAAUCCUCAUGCUGGCUUCUCUGGGAAGAAAGCCAAGGCCCAGCAGCAGGGCGGCCAGCCCGUGGACAGGCCGCGGGAUGCGCCGUGGGCCUACUUCUGUGACUUCCGGGACAUCACCCAUGUGGUGCUGAGAGGACGCCACGUCAGCAUCCACUGUCAGGACAAGCGCCUGGAGCUGACCCUGCCUUCCCCGGCCAUCGCCCUGUCCUUGGUGUCACUGGUGGACGGCUAUUUCCGCCUGACGGCCGACUCGAACCACUACCUGUGCCACGAGGUGGCUCCUCCACGGCUGGUGAUGAGCAUCCAGGACGGUGUCCACGGACCCCUGCUGGAUCCAUUUGUGCUGGCCAAGAUGCAGCGCGAGGAUGGCCUCUACCUUAUCCACUGGAGCACCAGCCACUUCAACCGCCUCAUCCUCACGGUGGCCCAGCAGGACCAGGCACCCGGCACGCCGCGUUUGCGCCUGUGGAAGUUCCCCAUUGAGCUGUGUGAGGGCACCUUCCGGCUGCAGAGCUGGGACCGGUCCUUCCCCAGCGUGCGGGAGCUGCGGGCUGCCCUGCAGGGCUGCUCACUGCGGGCCGGUGACCACUGCUUCUCCCUGCGCCACUGCUGCCUGCCGCAGCCAGGAGAGAUCUCCAACCUCAUCAUCAUGCGGGGGCCUCAAGCCAGCGCCCGGUCUCUCAACCUCAGCCAGCUCAGCUUCCACCGGGUCUGCCAGGAUGACCUCACCCAGCUGUCCCACUUGGGCCAGGGCACGAGGACCAAUGUGUAUGAGGGCCUCUUGAGAGUUGGGGGCGGAGGCCCUGAGGAGGACAAAGCAUAUGUUGGGGACCCCACCUUGCCCAGCGGGGGCCAUGGGCAGGAGCUGCGAGUGGUGCUGAAGGUGUUAGACACUAGUCACCAUGACAUCGCCCUGGCUUUCUACGAGACGGCCAGCCUCAUGAGCCAGGUGUCCCACGUGCACCUGACCUUCGUCCAUGGUGUCUGCGUGCACGGCUCUCAAAAUAUCAUGGUGACAGAGUACGUGGAGCAUGGACCCCUGGACGUGUGGCUGCGGCGGGAGAGGGGCCGUGUGCCCGUGGCCUGGAAGGUGGCAGUGGCCCAGCAGCUGGCCAGUGCCCUCAGCUACCUGGAGGACAAGCGCCUGGCUCAUGGUAACGUGUGUGGCCGGAACAUCCUGCUGGCACGUCUAGGGCUGGCGGAGGGCACCAGCCCAUUCAUCAAACUGAGCGACCCUGGCAUGGGCCUGGGCGCCCUCUCCAGGGAGGAGCGGGUAGAGCGGAUCCCCUGGAUGGCCCCCGAGUGCCUGUUUGGUGGGGCCAACAGCCUCAGCACCGCCGCUGACAAGUGGGGCUUCGGUGCCACCCUCCUGGAGAUCUGCUUCGAUGGGGAGGCCCCCCUGCAGGACCGCAGCCCAGCCGAGAAGGAGUACUUCUACCAGAAGCAGCACCAGCUGCCUGAACCCUCAUGCCCGGAGCUAGCCACGCUCACCAGCCAGUGCCUGACCUAUGAGCCGGCUCAGCGGCCUUCCUUCCGCACCAUCCUUCGUGACCUCACUCACCUUCAGCCCCAAAAUCUUGUUGAAAUCUUGUGUGUGAAUCCAACCUCGCCAGCGUCAGACCCCACAGUUUUCCACAAGCGCUACUUGAAGAAGAUCCGGGAUCUGGGUGAGGGUCACUUUGGCAAGGUCAGCCUGUACUGCUAUGACCCGACCAAUGAAGGUACCGGCGAGAUGGUGGCCGUGAAGGCUCUCAAGGCGGACUGCGGCCCUCAGCUUCGCACCAGCUGGAGGCGGGAGAUCGACAUCCUGCGCACGCUCUACCACGAGCACAUCGUCAAGUACAAGGGCUGCUGUGAGGACCAAGGCGAGAAAUCGGUCCAGCUUGUCAUGGAGUACGUGCCUCUGGGCAGCCUCCGAGACUACCUGCCCCGGCACCACGUAGGGCUGGCCCAGCUGCUGCUGUUCGCCCAGCAGAUCUGCGAGGGCAUGGCCUACCUGCACACCCAGCACUAUGUCCACCGAGACCUGGCUGCCCGCAACGUGCUGCUGGACAACGACAGGCUGGUCAAGAUCGGGGACUUUGGCCUCGCCAAGGCCGUGCCCGAAGGCCACGACUACUACCGCGUGCGCGAGGAUGGGGACAGCCCCGUGUUCUGGUACGCUCCUGAGUGUCUGAAGGAGUGUAAGUUCUACUAUGCGUCCGAUGUCUGGUCCUUUGGAGUCACCAUGUAUGAACUGCUGACCUACUGUGACUCCAGCCAAAGCCCCCCCUCGAAAUUCAUCGAGCUCAUAGGCCUCACCCAGGGGCAGAUGACCGUACUGAGGCUCACUGAGCUGCUGGAACGAGGGGAGAGGCUGCCACGGCCAGAGAAAUGUCCCCAUGAGAUCUAUGUCCUCAUGAAGAACUGCUGGGAGGCAGAGGCCUCAUUUCGCCCAACCUUCCAGAACCUCAUACCCAUCCUGAAAACGGCCCACGAGAAGUACCAGGGCCAGGCCCCCUCGGUGUUCAGUGUCGGCUAAAGCCUGCCAGCAGCUCUGCUUCCGGGAGUCGAGCAGGUAGUACCCACGGAGAGGGCCUCCCGCGUCUGCCCAGGGAGACGUUGGCUUCACCCACUGCCCAUGUGUUACCCCCUGAGACCCCAGGUCUGGGACCUGACUCUCCUUGUCUUCAUCCAUCCACGCUGUCCUAACAGUGCCAUAGGCCGGGUGGCCUAUACACAACAGAAAUUUAUUUCUCACAGUUCUGGGCUCUGGGAAGUCAACGCUCAAGAUGCCAGCAUUGUUACACGUGGGCGAAGGGCCUCCUCCUGAUUCCUAGCCUGCGCCUUCGCACUGCGCCCUCUCCAGGUGGGAGGGGCAAGGGGUCUUUCUGGAGCCUGUUGUAUAUGGGCACUAAUCCCACUCAUGAGGGACCUUCGCACCUCCCGAAGACCCACCUCCUAAUACCAUCACAUCGGGCAUUGGGGUUUCAGCGCCUGAAUCUUGAAGGGACUUAAACAUUCAAGCCAUAGGAUCCUCCACAGCCAUAGCCUUCCACAGGCUCUGGAGAGACCCAGGACCAACAAGGAGCUAAUCAGUCCCUUGAAUCCAACCCUCAUGCCUUCCCCCAGCCCCGCCCUGGGAGCCCACCAUCUCCACUAGCGAGUAAUAAACUCGUUUCCUCUGCCGGGGACUCUGGUCUUUGGGUCCUUCUUCAGCAAGUGCCUGCUCUUCUGGGGACCGCAGCUGCAGUGAGACACGACGGGAGAAACCACAUGCGACUGUUCAACCUUUGCUCACCUCUAGAUCCCCAGUGCCAGGGAUGCAGAAGGCGCCCAAUAACUACUUGUUAUAUAUCCCAACAAAGGAUUGGGGGGGCCACAUGGCCACAUGCCACUUCGGUAAGACUGCCAGUUUCACCCUUUCCUCCCUGUGCGACCUCAGGCGAGUGACCUUCCUUAUCUGGGCCUCCGUUCUCAACUGUGAGCUGGGGAUGGUCACGCCUGCUGUCUCGGAGGACGAAUGUAAAGAGAUUGUGUAUGUCGAGUGCUUAGCUGAGAGAUAUGCAAACAACUACUUAAUAAACAGUUGAUCUUGUUAA
This is a messenger RNA of Myotis brandtii (Brandt's bat), 5232 nucleotides long. It is a transcript of the gene TYK2, whose product is annotated as tyrosine kinase 2. Gene Ontology annotation, biological process: intracellular signal transduction; peptidyl-tyrosine phosphorylation; cell differentiation. Lineage: Eukaryota; Metazoa; Chordata; Mammalia; Chiroptera; Vespertilionidae. The transcript has 26 exons. Gene Ontology annotation, molecular function: ATP binding; cytokine receptor binding; non-membrane spanning protein tyrosine kinase activity. The record is from RefSeq and is a predicted model, not a curated record. Gene Ontology annotation, cellular component: membrane; cytosol; cytoskeleton. The coding region runs from base 606 to 4172 and encodes 1188 amino acids.